Laccaria bicolor S238N-H82 is the source of this 1053-nucleotide messenger RNA. RefSeq lists its product as uncharacterized. NCBI's taxonomy places the organism in Eukaryota, Fungi, Basidiomycota, Agaricomycetes, Agaricales, Hydnangiaceae. The transcript is spliced from 4 exons. The coding region runs from base 1 to 1053 and encodes 350 amino acids. The record is from RefSeq and is a predicted model, not a curated record.
AUGCAACCGAUCCCUCACAGUAACGCUGGACCCACGAAUAAUACCCUUUCUUCAAUUAUGGACGAUCUAGAAGGUUUUCUUGAGCAAGGCGGUGUCAUUGACCUGCGAAUACCACUGCUCAACCAUCCACAAAAUGCCAUCGACAACAGGAUUUUACGCAAGAUCACCAAAUAUACGAAACCCAAGCUAUCUACUACGAGAUCUACAGCUCUCUUUCUAAGCACCCUUUCAGCUUUGCUCUUGUACUUUUUCACCUUCGGCGCGGUCGCUCGUGACGUCCACGAAGCAGAGCUAGUCAUUGAACGCGUUCGGGCAACGGCGGGCGAGCUGAAGGACAUCAUCGUUCAGGCGGCUUCUGAGGGUACUCCGAUCAAGACAAACUUCCUCCUCCUUCUGGGCGGGUUCGACUAUCGCCUUGAAGAUCGCACUAAAGACGGUCGAUGGGAGUUUGUACCGAAUCUACACCACAGGUGGAUGAUCUUUUGUCAUCGUUACCUUAAGCAAUGCGAGAUUAUCUUACUCACGAUUAUGGUUGCGUUUACCGUGGCUGCUCUCCGCAUCGGCGUCAUAUAUUACAGAUCCCAGAUCCCAGGCGUUCUCGAUCUUUUGGAUUUCUCAACGUCACUGAUUUGUUUGGUAAAUUCGUCGGCGUCCUUCGCCAAGUUCCAUGGUAUGCAAUCAACGGCUAUGGCGAUUGAGUGGGUUGCCACACUUCGGCCUCGUCCUGAGGUUGGCGUCUGGUGGGAUGUCGAACGGCUCUCUCUCCCCCGCGUAUACUUUUGCUGGAUUCUGGAUUUUUCCAUUGAUAUCAUCAUCGGGAAUGAUUCAUGGACGGUCAACCCAAUUACUACAUUCUACUGCCACCUUCUCAUCGCUGUGUUGUUGUUCUUCGGCCUUGGUCAUGGACUCUGGAUCUGCGUUUGUGCUCGAUCUGACAAGAAAGCCAUGGAGGAAUCUUGGAAGGCGCGAAUAAACGCAUACGCCUUUGAGGCCAACAAUGCUGUGCCGGAGAAGAAGAACGUGGACAAGGAGAUGGAAAUGGUAGUUGUUUGA